AGUAGCUAUAAUCUAGACACAUUUCAAGGUGACCUCAUCUGUCAAUGUCAAUUGUCAAAUCUACAAAAAAAUAAUUAAAAACCAUAAACAAUCGAAUAAAAAAAAUUGAUUAAAGGUUUAAAAUUAAGUCGUGAGGCAAAUUUAGUGUAAAAUUAAACGUUUCCAUUGUUAUUAAUUUGUUAAACGAUAAAAUACUUAUUAGCAUAAUUUCGUAACUUUUAUUAGUGAAAUAAGAUGACCACUGAAAACAUAUUUUUAUUUGUACCAAAUAUCAUAGGGUAUAUGAGGGUUGUAUUAGCAAUCAUUUCGUUUUACUUUAUGCCGACAAACUAUAUAAUUGCAGGAACAUGUUACGUGGUAUCAUCAUUUUUAGAUGCUUUUGAUGGACAUGCCGCAAGAUACUUUAAUCAAAGUACGAAAUUUGGAGCCAUUCUUGACCAGUUAACGGACCGUUGUGGGACUAUGUGUCUUUGUGCUGUUCUGGCACAUUUCUACCCGAAGUAUUCAUUCCUAUUUUUAAUGUCCAUGACAGUAGAUGUUGCUUGCCAUUGGAUAUACAUCCAUGCUUCUCUCUUACAAGGUAAAACAAGCCAUAAAUUCAUUGAUAUGUCUGAAAAUCCUAUUAUGAAUAUUUACUACACCAAUCGUACAGUUCUUUUCUUCAUGUGCUUUGGAAAUGAAGCUUUUUAUUCCACGCUUUAUUUGCUGUACUUCACAGAAGGACCAAUUAUUGCUGGAAUAUCAUUAUUCCGAGCCCUGCUAUACCUUUCAUUACCCAUUGCCAUUGUGAAGUCUGGUAUUUCGAUCCUUCAUCUCGUUGUGGCCAGUAAAAAUUUGGCCAUUAUUGAUAUAAAUGAGCGUAAAGAAGCAGCAAAACAAAAAUUAGGAUAAUUUAAAAACUGAAGAAAUGGAAAAUAUGUAUCUGGUGUUAUUCUAGUGUCCUCCUCUUUCAAUUAAAACUAAGGCAUGCGUGUAAUAUUAAAGUUCCUUGAGAAAUUUAGAAAUGAUUUUUAAGAAAAGGACAAAACACAAACUGCUUUUUAAGUUAGCAUAUUUUGGUAUUUAUUAAGUGUUCUGAAAAAACAUUUUACUUAAAUUAAACGACCUGAUCUCUGUUUACAAAUUGUUUAAUAUUUUCGAAUGUGUGAAAAGAUUUCACUUAAUUUACAUAUUACUGUGCAUUUGUGUCAAGUUCAGUAUUUUUUUAUAGGGGUUAUUAUUGUUAUCGUUGAACAAAUGUCUGUCUAUCUUUAAGCAGGUAACUUAAUUAAUUAGCAUAUGAUUUAUAUUUAUUUGUUAAUUUUAUAUCAUCUUAUUAAUUACUUCUAAAGUACGAACAAACUAGAUAUUAUAAACCUUUUAUAUUACAUGUCUGUUUUUCCUUUAAUUUUUAGAAAUAUUUACAUCAUUUGCUGUGAUUUGAUUGUUCCCUAAAGGUCCAUUAAAUAAAUAUUUAUUCUUCAAAAUAUAAAAAGGAUAUAUUACCAUGUGCCAUUUAAAAAUGAAACUUGUCAGGCAACUUGACAAACAUGUAGUUCAGUUAGUUAUGAUAGCUAAUAAUCAUUAGUACUUAGUUACUUUAUAUUUUUUUUAGAGAUAUUAAAUAAAGGAAUUUGUGUAAUUAUUUCUUAUGUGAUAGUUCUUUUUAUUGUUAAGUGUUGUUUCAUUGCAUUUAAAACUGUAAUGUAUUACUGUACCAAAUAAAAAUGUUAUGUUAA
Molecule: messenger RNA, 1718 nt
Organism: Agrilus planipennis (emerald ash borer)
Lineage: Eukaryota; Metazoa; Arthropoda; Insecta; Coleoptera; Buprestidae
Product: CDP-diacylglycerol--inositol 3-phosphatidyltransferase
Exons: 5
Coding region: 235-891 (218 amino acids)
Biological process (GO): phosphatidylinositol biosynthetic process
Cellular component (GO): Golgi apparatus; membrane
Molecular function (GO): CDP-diacylglycerol-inositol 3-phosphatidyltransferase activity
Source: RefSeq, a predicted model, not a curated record